Molecule: messenger RNA, 483 nt
Organism: Racocetra fulgida
Lineage: Eukaryota; Fungi; Glomeromycota; Glomeromycetes; Diversisporales; Gigasporaceae
Source: the annotation of a GenBank genome assembly
UCUCAAAAAGUACUUCAGAUGGCUCAACUUCGUGCUACUAUAAAUUAUUACCAUCGUCAUAAAGAAGUUGAAAUGUCAAUUGAAAAAUAUAAACAAAAUAAUGUUGCACCACCUUUGCCAGUAAUUGAUAAAAGUACUAAUUUACAUGAUAAUAAUAGCAUAUCAGCUUUUAAUGAAACUUCAGGUGAAAUGGAGGAAUUAGAUAAUGAAACAGAGGAAUCAGAUAGUGAGUAUGAAUCUAUAAAUAAUUCAAAUAACUGGGAUGAAAUAAUGCGUCAUUGGAUAGAUAUGAUAUCUGAAGAAGACCUAACUGACGAUGAGGAAUUAGCUAAGUUUGAUAUUAAUAUCAAUGUAAAUAAUGUCGAACCAAAUCAAAAUAUUAAUUAUAAAGAUCAUCCAGCUAUCAAUAAUGAUGCAAAAUGGGAAAUACAAACAUUAUUUAAAGAUGAUAUUCCAGUUCCACCAUUUAUUUCUGAUUUAUAA